AUGUCAAUCCAAUCGCACCCCAAGCUCGCCAACCUAGACCUCAUCCAAACGACAUUCAAAAAAGUCGGAGAUCACGAAAUCCGAACAGACAUCCUCAUCCCACAGACACCAUUCGACGGCCAAAGACCCGUUAUCCUCCACUUCCACGGCGGUGGCCUGGUAAUGGGCGACUCUCUCUUCAUGGACUUCUGGCCGUGGUGGCUCUCAGACCUAGCCCUACAAGAGAACGCCAUAAUCAUCAGCCCCAACUACCGCCUCCUACCCAGCUGCACAAGCAGCGAAAUAAGCAGCGACAUAGAAGAUUUCUGGAAAUGGGUGAACAGCGCGUCCCUGCCGACCCUCCUCUCCGCACACACGACCCCGACGACAGCGGACCUCUCACGCGUAUUGGUCUUUGGCGAGUCGGCAGGUGGCCUGAUCAGUUUGAAUCUUGCGCUGGCGCACGCGGACGAGAUCCGCGCUUGUGCGGCGGCGUAUCCGAUGGUUGAUCCGUGUUCGGAAGCGUUUGUUCAGCCGAGGGCGGAGGGGCCGUUUGGGACUAUGAUUCCUGUGGGCCGGGUGGAGGAGAUGUUGGAUGGGUUUAUUGCUGGGGCUGUGGAGUCGUCUGUUGUUGAUCAUGGGAGGUUGGAGUUUAUGCUGGGGGCUGCUACGCAUGGGGUUCUUGGAAGGCUUUAUGAGAGGGGAGUGGAGGGGUUGGAGAGGGAGGUGAGGUUCCCUGGUGUUAGGAUUGAGAGGGUGGGGACGAGACUGCCUUCUGGUGGUAUUGCUAUUAUUCAUGGGCGGCAGGAUAGUGUUGUUCCUGUUGGGGAUGUGGAGAGGUUUGUUGUGCGUGCUCGGGAGGUGUUUGGGGAUGAGAGGAUUGUGUUUACUGUUAUGGAGGGAGAGCAUGGGUUUGAUACUGGGUUGAGGUUGGAAGAGGGUUGGUUGCGGGAGACUUUCAAGGUUGCGAUUCAACAUUGGUUAGCUUAG
This is a messenger RNA of Penicillium nucicola, 969 nucleotides long. RefSeq lists its product as uncharacterized. Gene Ontology annotation, molecular function: hydrolase activity. The transcript has 2 exons. The record is from RefSeq and is a predicted model, not a curated record. Lineage: Eukaryota; Fungi; Ascomycota; Eurotiomycetes; Eurotiales; Aspergillaceae. Bases 1 to 969 code for a protein of 322 amino acids.